AUGACCCCUAGGCUGGAUCUUGCGCCGAGGAGAACCCGAGAAAGCACGUCCAAAGUUCGAACUGGAUGCAGCACUUGCAAAGCUCGCCGAGUUAAAUGUGAUGAACUGAAACCCAUAUGUCAACGCUGUGCCAUUGGAGGUCGAAAAUGCGAGUACAAUACCGCACGUACAGCACCACGUCGAACGGUGUUCACGGUAUAUCUGCCUCCUACCCAAAGUCAACCAGUAUUCUUCGUAAACUACGGGGGCCUUGAUUUCUUCCACCAGAGUAUUGCUUCGAAGCUGGACGGACAGUUCGACUCGCAAUUCUGGAGCAAACUUGUACUGCAACUAUCACACUCGGAACCCUCAAUUCGACAUGCUGUAUCAGCCAUUAGCGUCAUUUAUAGAGACGUCGAUUCAUCUUUACUGCAUCCAGCAGGCUAUGUUAAUGCCAACCCUGAGGCUCAACAGGAGUGGAAUACAGCAGUGAAAAGUCUAUCAGCUCGAAUAGAAACGCAUCCAAACUCGAUCUUGGUGCCUUUGGUGUGCUGCCUUCUGUUCACGUGUAUCGAGUUUCUCAGAGGCAAUGGUGAAUCUUCUCUGCUUCACGUUCAGAGUGGAUUCAAAAUUUUAGCCGCACUCCAUCGCAAGGACCAUCAAGCCCCGGGCUCAGGGUCUAGUAUAUCGACCAACGAUCAUAAAACCAUCGAAGAUCACAUCAUUCCGAUUUUCUCACGUCUGAAUGUACUCUGUUCUCUAGCUGGCAUAAUUAUCCCACCCGUAUACGCUUCUACAGCUAACUCAAGAGAAGACUUUCCUCAUGAAGACCUUGGUGAUUCUAGGCAACGACUUGUUGAAGACUUGGAUCUAUGCAUUCGAUUCAUUCACGACGCCAUUCUCAAGGCAGAUAUGUUCCAAAUCAACGUCGACGAUCUCAUUGAACAGGCAAAACUCCAAGCAAGGCUAGAAGUAUGGCGCAACCAACUAGACGAACUUCUUGAACGAAAGCAGGCUGCUGGCAACAUGGCAAAACAGGAUGCGCUCAAUAUACUGUUGGUACAUUAUAAAAUCAUUUACAUCUGGAUACGAGUCUGCACCACAGCUGGAGAAAUGGCGACAGACUCUUACCAUGUCGACUUUGAGGAGCUUGUGCAUUACGCGGAACAGAUCGCCAAGCCGGGCAUGGGAAUGGAAACACCACAAUCCCUGUCUUUUGACAUGCAAAUCCUGGGGCCUCUGUACUUUACUGCGCUGAAAUGCCGGCAUCCUGCAAUAAGAAGACGCGCGUUAGAAAUGCUUCAAUUAGCACCUCGGCGUGAAGGGCUCUGGAACGCACAUUACGCCUACGUAACUGCCAAACGAGUAAUCCAGCUGGAAGAAAGGGACCUCAAUGGACAUGAACUGCCAAAUGAGACUUCGAGGGUUCGUGGUCUCCCUCUGCCCGAUGAUGAAGCACGGAUCUACAGUCUGGGCGAGAUGUCUUUUGAGUAUCGGAAGUUUGAUCACAACGUCAUACCUAGUCCGACUUGCCCGGGGAUUCUUGAAGCUGUUUUCCAGACAAAGCCGUGGGGAGAGUGGGGAGAGCCGCAGACAAUCACGGAGUACAUCAAGCUAUGA
Molecule: messenger RNA, 1599 nt
Organism: Penicillium malachiteum
Lineage: Eukaryota; Fungi; Ascomycota; Eurotiomycetes; Eurotiales; Aspergillaceae
Product: Zn(II)2Cys6 transcription factor domain-containing protein
Exons: 1
Coding region: 1-1599 (532 amino acids)
Biological process (GO): regulation of DNA-templated transcription
Molecular function (GO): zinc ion binding; DNA-binding transcription factor activity, RNA polymerase II-specific
Source: RefSeq, a predicted model, not a curated record